Molecule: messenger RNA, 2045 nt
Organism: Brassica rapa (field mustard)
Lineage: Eukaryota; Viridiplantae; Streptophyta; Magnoliopsida; Brassicales; Brassicaceae
Product: glucan endo-1,3-beta-glucosidase 1
Biological process (GO): carbohydrate metabolic process
Molecular function (GO): hydrolase activity, hydrolyzing O-glycosyl compounds
Source: RefSeq, a predicted model, not a curated record
UAUUGAAGGCUAUUAUCGUAAGUUAACUCUGUCUGAAAUUCAACGAGUUUGUGUGUGGGGGAGAGGAGCAGCGAGCAGAGUGUAUUCACGUGAAACACAGAUAGAGAGAGAGAGACAUAAAUCUUUUAGCAGUACUAAACCCCUUAACUAACAUUAUGUCUAAAUCUCUCUUCUCUUAUCUCAACCAAACACUAAAUAAAUCAAUCGAAAGAGCAGGAAGAUAAUGCAAGGAUCUGUACCUGAGUCUGAAUCCGAACCAGAAGAGUUUCAGAAUCAAUUCAAUGCCAUUCACUAGCAUGUCUUCCACCGUCCCUCCUCUUCUCUUCUUCCUCUUCAUUGUAAUCUUCAAUCUUUCUAUUUCCGCAAAGUCGUGGCCUUUAUCGCAAGAAAACAAGAUCCAAGAACAAGACAAAGACCCAUUCGUCGGAUUCAACAUCGGCACCGACGUCUCCUCGCUCCUCCCUCCUCCAGACCUCGUCAAGUUCCUCCAAACCCAGAAAAUAAACCACAUCCGUCUAUACGACGCCGAUCCGGAGCUCCUCAAAGCCCUGUCCAAAACCAAGAUACGCGUCAUCAUCAGCGUCCCCAACAACCAGCUCCUCGCCAUCGGAUCCUCCAACGCCACCGCCGCGUCGUGGAUCGGCCGCAACGUGGUCGCUUACUACCCCGAGACGCUUAUCACAGCCAUCUCCGUCGGAGACGAGGUCUUAACCACCGUCCCGUCUUCCGCUCCCUUGCUCUUACCAGCCAUUGAGUCUUUAUACAACGCUCUCGUGGCCUCGAACCUCCACACUCAGAUCAAAGUCUCCACACCUCACGCAGCCUCCAUCAUGAUGGAUACUUUCCCUCCUUCGCAAGCUUACUUUAACCAGACGUGGCUCUCGGUUAUCUCCCCCUUGCUUCGGUUCUUGUCCAAAACCGGCUCUCCUCUGAUGAUGAAUCUCUAUCCUUACUACGUCUAUAUGCAGAACAAAGGCGUUGUUCCGUUAGAUAACUGUUUGUUCGAGCCGUUGACUCCUGCUAAAGAGAUGGUUGACCCCAACACGUUGCUGCAUUACACCAACGUCCUUGACGCUAUGGUGGAUGCAGCUUAUGUAUCCAUGAAGAACCUGAAUAUUUCUGAUGUGGCUGUGCUCGUGACCGAGACCGGGUGGCCUUCUCAAGGCGAUAAAAUGGAGCCGCACGCUACCAUCGAUAACGCUGAUACUUACACCUCCAAUUUGAUCAAACAUGUUUUUGACAGAACGGGGACGCCUCUGCGCCCCGAGGUGACGCCGAGUGUGUACAUCUACGAGCUGUUUAACGAGGAUAAGAGGGCGCCUCCGGUUAGCGAAGCUAGCUGGGGGUUGUUCUACGGGAACACUACUCCGGUUUAUUUGCUUCAUGUCUCUGGAAGUGGGGCUUUCUUGGCGAAUGAUACGACGAACAAGACGUACUGUGUUGCUAUGGAUGGGGUUGAUGUGAAGACGCUUCAGGCUGCGUUGGAUUGGGCUUGUGGGCCGGGGAGAGCGAACUGUAGUGAGAUUCAGCCUGGGGAGAGUUGUUACCAGCCGAAUAAUGUGAAGGGGCAUGCUUCUUUUGCUUUUAAUAGUUAUUACCAGAAGGAAGGGAGAGCUUCUGGUUCUUGUGACUUCAAAGGUGUGGCUAUGAUCACUACUACAGACCCAAGUCAUGGAAGCUGCAUUUUCCCAGGAAGCAAGAAGGUUGGAAACCAGACACAGACGGUGGUGAAUUCGACUCAAGUUGCAGCUGGUGAAACCUCCUCAAGGAGUCUUCUCUCAAGAGGCUUCUGUGCGAGUAUUAUGAUUCUUGUAACUUGUGUUUUGUUACCCUUUUGGUGAUUUUUCAUUUUUUCUUUACCACGGUUGAGUUACAAUUCUAGGUUUUCAUAAACAAAUUGUAUUUUAAUCAAAAUUUUGUAAUUCGUUGUUUUGUUUGUGUAGUCCAUUUUAGUAGUCAGUCUCUUGUAGCUUUGUUGGGGGAAAUGUUUUGUGUAAAACCUGUCUUGGUAAAUGUUAUUGUUACAUGGCUGUGUUGAUGUAUUA